Messenger RNA from Syngnathus typhle (broad-nosed pipefish), 1398 nucleotides. It is a transcript of the gene lg13h7orf25, whose product is annotated as linkage group 13 C7orf25 homolog. The transcript is spliced from 2 exons. The coding region runs from base 124 to 1359 and encodes 411 amino acids. NCBI's taxonomy places the organism in Eukaryota, Metazoa, Chordata, Actinopteri, Syngnathiformes, Syngnathidae. The record is from RefSeq and is a predicted model, not a curated record.
GGGCGUCUCCUCCUUCGAAGCUGAUCCCUGCUCGUUCCUGUCGAAGGCGGAAGUUGACAGUUAGCUUCAGAAGCUAACAACCACAGGCGAAGGCACCUACGUCACACGUAGGAUGCGUGCGUCAUGUCUCUCCAGGACAUGUUAGAGGAGCAAAUGGGCGUAGCCAAGGCCUUGUGCCAGCGCGCCGAGCAAAUCAGUCCAACCGUGGAAGGACGCGGAAAACUUUGUGGCAAGCUCCGCGCCGAGCUGCGUUUCCUGCAACGGGCAGAAGGCGGCGAGCUUCUGCUCAAAGAGUCUCAGCUUCACAGCACCAACCUCACACACCUGAGUGCUGUGCUGGAUUCGGCUGAGAGCUUGGAGGACGUGGUGGCGGUACUCCACGUCUUCUCCUACCGAGACGCUGCGGGCAACAAGCGCACGCUGGUGGUGGACGUGGUGGCCAAUGGUGGUCACACGUGGGUCAAGGCGGUGGGCAGGAAGGCCGAGGCGCUGCACAACAUCUGGCAGGGCCGCGGCAGCUACGGCGCCAAGAGCGUGGUCGGGCAGGCCGAGGACUUUGUGUGCGCCAGCCGCCAGCAGCCCGUCGAGUACCUCCACCCUCACAUCGUCUUUGCCUUCUACAACGGCGUGUCCAGCCCCAUGGCGCGGCGCCUGGAGGAGAUGGGGGUGGCCGUCCGCGGGGACAUCGUGGCCGUCAACGCUGUGCCAGCAGCGGGAGAUGAGGACCACGAGGACAGCGGGGAGGAGUCAGAGCUCACCCGGGUGGACCGCACCACGUUGGUUGCAAGCCUGGCCUUCCCUGCAGCGGUGCGUAGCGAGGAGUGCGGCCGCGUCAACAUGGACAUCACCGCGCUCAUCGCCUAUGUGUCAUCACUGAGCCAUGGCCGGUGCCACCUCUCCUUCCGGGAGCCCGUCCUGACGGAGCAGGCAGCCCAGGAACGGCGCCAGCCGGUCCUGCCGCUGCUGGACAACUUCAUGGCGGGCAAGGAGCUGUACGCCUGCAGCGCUGCUGUGGCCGACUUCCGUCUCAUCCUGGACACACUGGGCGGGCCCGGCGAGAAGGAGCGCGCUGGCCAGCUGCUGGCGCGCCUGCACCUGGUGGAUGACCAGCCAUCAGAGCGAGCGUUGGCGCUGGUGCCCAGCGCCAAGGUCAACCGCCGCUCGCUCUUGAUCUUUGGGACCGGGGACUCGCUGCGUGCUGUCACCCUAACGGCAAAUGGCCGCUUCGUCAGGGCCGCGGCCAAUCAGGGCGUCCGAUUCAGCGUCUUCAUGCACCAGCCGCGGGCGCUCACCGAGGGCAAGGAGUGGAGGGCCUCGCACAUCCAAACUUUUACCCCAGGUCCGAUGAGCGGCUCAUGAGGGAUUUUUUUUUCUUGCGCUAAUAAAGCAUGGGAAGCA